Molecule: messenger RNA, 336 nt
Organism: Staurois parvus
Lineage: Eukaryota; Metazoa; Chordata; Amphibia; Anura; Ranidae
Source: the annotation of a GenBank genome assembly
AUGUGCCUCUUUCGGGUCUCCUCACACUGCUGCCAGGUCCAUACUGAUUCAUGGCCCCUGCCUCUGUAUGGCCUUCAAUUUAAGCUGCUUACGCUUCGCCACUCUGCCAUGGGCCCCUGUACCCGCCUCCUCUUGCUGCUCCUCUUCUGCCCAGGUCCAGAGUGUGUCAUGGGUCCCCUGUACGGCCUCCCAUUUGCUGCUGACUUCAUCGCCAGACUCUGCCAUGUGCCACUUUCAGGUCUCCUUACACUGUUGGUGGGUUCCAUUUUGUGAUAGGGUGCUGUAUGGCCUUCCAUUGCUGCUGCCUCCACCGCCACCCUGCGCCAUGUGCCUCUG